AUGAAAUCUCUUCUCAAGCAACUCGCCGCAACCGCUGCCUUCGUCGCUGCUGUCUCUGCUCAGAGCUUCACCGUCAACACCCCUGCCAACCCCGUUGUCUGCCGUCCCCUGUUGAUCCAGUGGACCGGUGGUGAAGCCCGCAGCGUCCACCCAGGAAACCAGCCUACUGCCGCUCCUAUCGUCGACUUUGGUGAGCAAGAGGGCAACAGCUUCCGAUGGGUCGUCAACCUCGAGCCCAACACCUCCAUCGGCAUCACCGUGACCGACUCGACUGGUGCCCGAGCUCAGACCGCUCCCUUCAGCGUCGCUCCUGGUCCCGACACCAGCUGCGUUGGUGAAGAGCCCGAUGAGGAGUCUUCCACCGUCGUUCCCUCCUCCACUGGAGCCUCUGGAACAUCGACUCCUUCCUCCAGUGCUCCUUCCACCAGCCUCCCUGCUACCACUCCCACUCCCACUGUUACCUCCGAUAGGACUACCACCACUCCCAUCUCGAGGUCCUCUUCCGCUCCAGCGACCCAGUCCUCAGCCCCCGCUGAUGAUGACGAUGAUUCCUCCGCUUCUGCCAACUUCGCACCUGCUGCCCUCGUCGGUCUUGCCGGAGCUGCUGUCGCUCUCUUCGCUUAAGCGAGCAUCCCCCUCCAAUGUAGGCUGAACGAACACUUCUUCUUCCCGGACAAAUCCUCGUUCGCAGUUUGAACUUCGAUUAUCCAGAUACCCGAACUCGAACUGCUAGUCUUUCUUCCGUUUUCGCAGAUUGCUAUUACCAGUUCUCUCCCUACGUACCCCACUCUCUUCUACUCGUUACCCUUUCAUGUUCUAAUUUGCUACGAACCUGGCCAUUCUCGCGAAGGGCUCACGAACUUCCUUGGACGCCUAACACCUGUAUUUUUGUCGUCACACUUGUUGUACACAUUACCCUUUUACGAGCAGAGACCCUUUUGGUGUUCGUUAGCACAGGAAUACCCUCCUUUUGUACUUAGUAUUUAGUAUCCACUUUUACCUCGUCCCAGUCUUACUUGGUGUUCUUUUCCAUCAUCUGCGAGUUCUCAGUGUCAGCUUUUGGAU
Molecule: messenger RNA, 1065 nt
Organism: Coprinopsis cinerea okayama7#130
Lineage: Eukaryota; Fungi; Basidiomycota; Agaricomycetes; Agaricales; Psathyrellaceae
Exons: 5
Coding region: 1-624 (207 amino acids)
Source: RefSeq, a predicted model, not a curated record